Molecule: messenger RNA, 1617 nt
Organism: Manduca sexta (tobacco hornworm)
Lineage: Eukaryota; Metazoa; Arthropoda; Insecta; Lepidoptera; Sphingidae
Exons: 2
Coding region: 124-942 (272 amino acids)
Source: RefSeq, a predicted model, not a curated record
UGGCCCCGCAGUCACCGCCCGAGCCGUGCGCGAGCGAACGCGUGCCGAAUUCGCUCAUUCAAAAUUCGAACGUCCCGUGUUUAAAAAUCUUUCACACUGUUCGCGUGCGAGUGGGAUAGCGCGAUGGCGGAGGUGGAGUGGACGAACGAGGCAGCAAUACAACUGAUACAGGAGUAUGAGAAGAGACCGGAGUUGUGGGACACGAACCACACGCUGUACCGAGUGCACACGGCGAAGUACGAAGCGUGGUCGGACAUCGCCCGCGUGUUCGAAUGUGACAUGACAGAUUUGCGUAAGAAGUUGAACUCUAUCUUCGCGUCGCACCGGCGGGAGAAGGCCAAGGUCCGAUGUGGAGGGCGAUCGUCUUGGUUCCUCUACCCGUAUAUGAAGUUUCUGCCGAGUCAUAUAGAUAACAACGAUGUUACUCCGACACCAAAAGUCGACGUGAGACAGGUCCAAGAAUCAGAAGCAGAGGAAUCUGGCGAGUCAAAUGAUUCCUCUUCCGAUGACGAUAACGAAGAAGAACAACCAGUUCUAGUUAAAGUGGAACCCGAAAUAGUGCAACCACGCCCCAAGAGAAGAUUCAUACCCCCACCGACCUCACCAAACCUUUCUAGACAACCAAAACCAUUAAAACGGAGGCUACUCAAAGAGCCAACCAAGCCAACCAGCGAUCUAGACAGCAAACUCCUAGAAGCACUGAAAUUGCUUAAACGUUCAGAAUUAUCGAGAAAGAAAGAUGAGUGCGACUCCUUUGGCGAAUACAUUGCCACCUCUUUAAGAAAACACGAUGAGAGAACGCAGUCUAUGAUCAAGCAGGCGAUCAACAACAUACUAUUUGAACAGGAAAUGAAAAAGUACAGCGGAGGGCAGUACACCGUGGUACUGACGAAUAUGGAAGAGAACCCAUUAGUGUUAGGCGAUCAUGAGACUGACAAAUAGCGAGAGGCUGGUUUGAACGAUGAUUCAAACCAUGAUACUGACUGAUUUCAUAUUAAUUUGAAUAUGAGACAAAUGGAUUCUUAAAUCGAUCUAAAUAUUCCUGUAACUCUGAGCUUUGCUCUGUACAUCGUGGCGUAAUAGUUUGGAAUUGUUACAGGGCCCAGACCGUGGGCCCUGCGUUAACGGUAAUAUCAACGCAUACAUUUUACAGGAACGUGAUAUAAACGCCAUGGAAACUAUUAUUACCAGAGAUUAUUCAUAUCAAAUGCAUUAGACGUUUUAAUGUUUUGUGUGUCUAAUUUUUUAGUAUUCUACCGCGGCUUACAAUUUUUUCCCAAUUGGUGUUUAAGCGAUAUAACUAGGUAGAUUCUUCCGUUUCUUUUACCCAAUUCUGCGUCUAUAUGUUACCUAAUUUGUGUCACUACAUCUAUAUUAUCUUGUUUCCUAUAUUAAGUAUAAAAUGUUGAUAUUGUUCUACAUAAUGUAAUUAAUAUCAAAAUACAUGUAUUAUUAUCGAUAAGAUGUAAAACAUAGAUUAACAUCGACUUGGUGUCAAGCCUUACUAUUUAGAUUAACCGGACAGGCGUCCAUUGUGAUUUAUUUCCUAGAUUGUAAUGUUCCAAUGUAAAUAAACUAAACAGGGUCGUUAUUCAAAACGUCUUGAUAUUUUUGGAG